CAAAAUGGCUGACAGCUGCUAUAGGGAUGAGGUUUGGAAUAGGAGUCGGCAGCAGAUAUCUUGUUGACGUUUGUUUAUUUCACAAAUGGAAAUGAUGUAUUUCUUGCAAACAACAUGGCCACACCGCGUAAGAAGAUACCAUGUGAGAUCAGCAUUGACGACCCUAUAAGCUCCGAUACCGAAAGCGAAUUGGAACUUGGCGAGGAUGAGGAUGAACUAGAACUCAAUUUUAGUGGAACUCUGACGUUCAAUAGUCCGUCCGGCGAGGAGUUAGCAAAAACGCCACAAGUGACAGCGAUAGACACUGGAUACGUCAGACCAUGUGAUCUAAACACGCAAAGCAACAACACAGGAAGGUACCGUCACAGUGGCAAAAUACAUACUGAGAGAACAAAUUUUGAAAUCAUAUCGGCGAAAACGGUAGGAGAUGGACACUCUAAAUAUGUGGCAUAUACAGUAGCUGUUGUGAGAUCUAUUGGUGCCGACUCAUCACAAGCAUUGAUUGAGAGACGCUAUUCAGAAUUCUACACACUCAAUCAAUCCCUCAGAAAAAAGUUCCCAGAACUGAUGCAAAAUAUUGCUUUCCCUCGAAAAACAAUCACUGGAAAUUUCAAACUUCAGACAAUUGCCGAGCGCAGUAGAGCAUUCGAACAGUAUCUGUCUCAUAUAUUUACCUUCGAAGAUGUUCGGACUUCGCCGGAGUUUGAAGACUUUUUCUACAACCGAGACCUCCAGGUGGCUUAUAAGUACCUCUGUGUUGGGGAAUAUCAAGAAGCGAUACCUGUAUUACAGAAUGCAUUGCAUCUGGAGGAAAAGUUGUUAGGAGAAACCCAUCCAAAUGUCAUCGAGACACUCAGUGCACUUGUGGUUGCCUACUGCCAUAUUGAUAGCGAUGCACAUGCGCACAGUUAUGCCAAAGCAGCUCUUGACUCAAUAAUUGACGAUAGCGAUGAUGACGUAGAAAGUAAUGUCUUUCUAGUACCUCUACUACGAACAGCAAUAGGAAUAUGCUGGAGAAUUGGUAAAGAUAAAAGACACCUUGAAAUGAGACUCUCUAGGAACGUUAAGGACGUGUUUGAUGCAGAAAGCCGACCCGCUUUAAAAGAGCUCGUCCUAAGGAGGUUUAUGUCGCAUACUCCACCGCCAACUUGA
This is a messenger RNA of Saccoglossus kowalevskii, 1152 nucleotides long. RefSeq names its product sorting nexin-21-like. Gene Ontology annotation, molecular function: phosphatidylinositol phosphate binding; protein binding. Gene Ontology annotation, cellular component: early endosome membrane. The record is from RefSeq and is a predicted model, not a curated record. Gene Ontology annotation, biological process: protein transport. Lineage: Eukaryota; Metazoa; Hemichordata; Enteropneusta; Harrimaniidae.